AUGGCAGUUCCAAACCGCCCAGUGAGCUUUGUGCCAAGCAAAGCGGGUGAAGUAAUCACCCUAGGAACCAUGAAAUUGCGAAUCAUGGAGGACGGAUCAAAUACAGGUUUGUCAACUCUGCAAGAUCAGGUCAAAAUGUUCUUACACGAAACAUUAGAUAUGCGCUUCAGCUGCGUGGAACUAAUCAUUCCCUCGCGGACGAGAGGCCCCCCUCUACAUUGGCAUGAGAUGCACGACGAAUCUUUCCUCGUUACUAAGGGGACUGUUCGGUUUCAUCUGCACGGAAAGCCAGACAUCGAUGCCAAGGCUGGAGACUACAUUGUUAUACCUACAAAGAGUCCCCAUACAUUUUCGAAUCCAUCCGAUGAAGAGUCGCGUUUCUUCAAUACGUUCACUCCGGCAUUUUACAUUAACUAUUUCAAACUGCUUAGUGAAUUUUCCGAAGAAGGGAAGCCUUUGUCCAAGGAGGCAAACCAGAGAGCAAUGUCAUAUUAUGCAACACUCCCAGUGCCGGAACCUUGA
Molecule: messenger RNA, 522 nt
Organism: Penicillium pulvis
Lineage: Eukaryota; Fungi; Ascomycota; Eurotiomycetes; Eurotiales; Aspergillaceae
Product: cupin domain-containing protein
Exons: 1
Coding region: 1-522 (173 amino acids)
Source: RefSeq, a predicted model, not a curated record